AUGCCGUCGAGCGAGCAGAUCGACGCCUUCUUCCAGAAGCUCGAACAGGCAGCGCCCUUCCCAGAGGCCGAGCUCGCCGCCCUUGCGCCACCAGCCGUCGUCGAGGAGUGGAAGAGCAUCGGGGCAACGCAGAGCGCCCCCUGGAUAUGGGCCACGCCGCGCGAGCUCUGCCUCGUGAGCUUUCUGACGCCCAACGCUCGCUUCACUCCGUUGGCGAGCUUCUUUGUGUUCUCGCUGAGCUGGAUGUUCUUCCUGCAUCCCGGCGCCAGCGAGGCCCGCGCGGCCACGCGGACGCAGCUGCGUUUGCAAGCGUUGCCGAAUCCAGCGGCCAUGGCAGCGCUGAAGGAACGCUUGCAGAAGCUGCGUGACGUCUCCGGCUCGUUGGAGGGCAUCGGCUUGCAAAUGUCUUCCGACGCGUGCCGCGCGGCUGCUGGUAGCUCCCUCGUGCUCUGGGAGCGCGUGGCGCGGCAGCGCGACGUUGUGAACUCGACGCGCUCCUUCGAUGUGACCUACCCGUUCCUGGGAGUGCUCGGAGCGAUUCAUGUAGAGGACGUUUGGCACUUGUUCCCCCAGCCUGACCCGCUCGGCGCGCGCGGGCGCAUCGGCCACAUAUACGCCCGCCCCAGCAUGAAAAGGGCACGUGAGAUCCGCGAUGCAAGCGCUGAGCUCCAGAACGAGAAAGGCACCGACAAAUUGGAGAAGCGCAUCGUGAACAAGUUCUUCGCCGUCUACAAGGCCCACGCCAUCGAGCACGUCGGUGAGGGCUCUUUCACGUAUCAUUUGGGCUACCCAUUCCGGAACUACGACCUCCCCAGCGCGGACGGCGGUCAGGCUGAGACCGGGUUCUUCGACAUGUUCGACGCGCACGCGCAGCAGCAAGUGGACGCGCACCUGGUGAAGCACGAGGAGGCGAAGAAGCACGGGAAGCUGAAGGGCAAGCACCUGCGCCACGCCCUCAACUGGGCCAACGUGACGAAUGCUCUGGGGGACACGGCGUUCGACGCGUGGAACACAGCCAUCGACCUCAACGCGAUCAAGGCAGCCCAAUUGAUCGGGGAUUUCUCCGAGAAGUUCGCCGAGGAGAUGUCCAACAUCCCCAUGGACCAGCGCGCCUUCACCAAGGCCUUUGUCAUCGCCAUGCUGAAGAUGCAGACUAUCUGGCUAGAGUCGACGAACCUGAAGGCGCACAGCGAGAUCCGUGACAACUUGCCCGCCGCCAGCAAUGACGAGAAGUUAACCGCCGCCUGGCGGUGCAUGGCUCUCGUGAAAGCGCUGCAGCUCGGGCGCGCCGCCACGUCCACAAACCCGCACGGCGCCAAGAAGAUGCACGUCGUGAAGCGCUCCGCCCUCGCCUCCGACGCGCACCGCCAGGAAUUCGAGGCCGCGCUGAACGCUUUGGGCAUGGAGCCCGGCCAGCACGCCGCGCCGACGGCGGAGGUCGCGGACGCAAGCCGCCCGCAGACGGCCCCCGCUCUGGCGCGCAGCGCCUGGACCUCGGAGGCAGCGCAGGAGGCGGUGACCACUCUCCAGCAGUGGUAG
Messenger RNA from Prorocentrum cordatum, 1539 nucleotides. The record is from the annotation of a GenBank genome assembly. NCBI's taxonomy places the organism in Eukaryota, Dinophyceae, Prorocentrales, Prorocentraceae.